UCCCCAUUAGGACUGAUAUCUAAAAGCGCCUACCCAAAAUAAACCCCUAGAAAUCCAUUGGUCGACGGGCCACAGCAUUCAGCCUUUCUCGUCUCCUUUCCUUUCAAAUCCCCCCUCCAGUUCCCAUGGCCGAAGCUCCGUCAUCAGAGGCUUUCUCCGCAUCCUCCUCCGCCUCCGAAGUUCCUGCUCCGCCGUCUUCGCAGCCCGUUAUCGAUGGGUUGAGCUUGGAGGAGAAGUUUCAGUUGGUGAGGAGCGUGGGAGAGGAGUGCAUCCAAGAGGAGGAACUGAGGAAUCUCUUGGAGAAGAAGCCUAAUCCUAUUUGUUAUGAUGGGUUCGAGCCCUCGGGCAGGAUGCACAUUGCUCAGGGUGUUAUGAAGGCUAUAAAUGUCAACAAAUUAACGUCAGCUGGGUGCACUGUUAAAAUCUGGAUAGCUGAUUGGUUUGCCCAGCUAAACAAUAAGAUGGGAGGUGAUUUGAAGAAAAUUCAGACUGUUGGCCGUUAUCUGAUUGAGAUAUGGAAAGCCGUGGGAAUGAAACUGGAUAAGGUUGAAUUUUUAUGGUCCUCAGAGGAAAUUAAUGGUCGGGCACAUGAGUACUGGCCGCUUGUGAUGGAUAUUGCUCGAAGAAACACACUUCCUAGAAUAAUAAGGUGUAGCCAGAUCAUGGGCCGUAAUGAGACAGAUGAGCUAACUGCUGCCCAAAUUUUCUAUCCAUGCAUGCAAUGUGCUGACAUUUUCUUCUUGAAGGCUGACAUCUGCCAAUUAGGCAUGGAUCAGCGAAAAGUCAACGUCCUUGCAAGGGAAUAUUGUACCGAUAUUAAAAGGAAAAACAAACCAAUCAUUCUUUCACACCAUAUGCUUCCUGGGUUACAACAGGGACAGGAGAAAAUGUCAAAAAGUGAUCCAUCUUCUUCUAUCUUCAUGGAGGAUGAAGAGGGUGAUGUGAAUUCGAAAAUAAAGAAAGCUUACUGCCCGCCUAAUAUUGUUGAGGGAAACCCUUGUCUAGAAUAUAUCAAAUAUAUCAUCUUUCCAUGGUUUGGAAGCUUUGAGGUAGUACGAAAAGCAGAAAAUGGGGGUAACAAAAAAUUUACCAGUAUGGAGGAGCUAGUUGUAGACUAUGAGAGUGGUGCAUUGCAUCCAGCUGAUGUAAAGCCUGCUCUCUCCAAAGCACUAAAUCAGAUACUACAGCCUGUUCGUGAUCACUUCAAAAACGACCCCACUGCAAAAGAAUUGUUGAAAACUGUGAAGGGAUACAGAGUUACCAGGUGAGGGGUUUCUUUCGCUAGACAUCAAAUUCAGUCAGGAGACUUGAUAGAACCAAUUUUCAGUUAAAUUCCAAUUUUAUGAGUAUUUACAGUUUAUAUUCUGGAUGCUUUACGGAUAAUUUUGAUCAUACUGUUCUGGACAAAUUAAUAUCAGGAUAUACAAGAGAUUUUAUAAUUCCCUGAAUAUGUGUUUUGGAGUAAAAGUUAAUGUUCUUAUAAUUUGUGUUAUUUGAUUAAUUAAUGAGAUCA
Asparagus officinalis (garden asparagus) is the source of this 1513-nucleotide messenger RNA. RefSeq names its product tyrosine--tRNA ligase 1, cytoplasmic. Gene Ontology annotation, molecular function: ATP binding; tyrosine-tRNA ligase activity. The transcript has 10 exons. The record is from RefSeq and is a predicted model, not a curated record. Gene Ontology annotation, biological process: tRNA aminoacylation for protein translation. Bases 126 to 1268 code for a protein of 380 amino acids. Lineage: Eukaryota; Viridiplantae; Streptophyta; Magnoliopsida; Asparagales; Asparagaceae.